This is a messenger RNA of Cetraspora pellucida, 221 nucleotides long. Lineage: Eukaryota; Fungi; Glomeromycota; Glomeromycetes; Diversisporales; Gigasporaceae. The record is from the annotation of a GenBank genome assembly.
CUGAAUGGGUAAAGAAAGCCUGGAACCAAGUUGACUCUCACCUUAUUAUGCAAUCCUUCAAGUGUUGUGGCAUUUUCACUGCCUCAGAUAGUUCUAAAAAGAGUGUUAUGUUUGAUUACAAUUGGGUAAAUAAUUCAGAAUCUCAAAGUAAAAAUAGUGAUUAUAUAUAUUCUAAUGUGAAUAGUGCAAGUGAUAAUAAAAGUAUCAUUGACCUGACUUAA